Molecule: messenger RNA, 1678 nt
Organism: Capsicum annuum
Lineage: Eukaryota; Viridiplantae; Streptophyta; Magnoliopsida; Solanales; Solanaceae
Product: cytochrome P450 734A1-like
Exons: 5
Coding region: 36-1604 (522 amino acids)
Biological process (GO): brassinosteroid homeostasis; brassinosteroid metabolic process
Molecular function (GO): heme binding; monooxygenase activity; oxidoreductase activity, acting on paired donors, with incorporation or reduction of molecular oxygen
Source: RefSeq, a predicted model, not a curated record
UUCGCUUGAAAUAGAGGAAUUGAAAAGGGGUUCAAAUGGAAGCUUGGUUAUGUGUUCUUGUGCUUGGGCUUGUUUUGUUAAUUGCACAAAAAGUGGUGAUUAAUCUCUAUUGGAAACCAAGGAAAAUUCAAAAUUAUUUCUUGAAGCAAGGAAUUAGAGGUCCUAAAUACAAUUUUUUGUUGGGCAAUUUCAAAGAAAUGAAGAAUUUCCAACCUUCAUCUGAUGAGCACUUCCCUUUAUCCCAUGACAUUGUUCGAAAAGUUUUCUCAUUCUACCAUCACUGGAAAAAUAUUUAUGGUGCAACAUUUCUUGUGUGGUUUGGGCCAAUAGCUCGUGUUAUUAUUGCAGAUCCAAGUCUUAUUAAAGAUAUCUUCUUUUUACAAUUAAAUAAUUUUGAAAAAAUUGAACCACCUUCAUUUGCAAAGAAGAUUGAUGGCGAUGGUUUGCUUAAUCUCAAAGGAGAAAAAUGGGCUCGCCACAGAAAGAUAUUAACUCCAGCAUUUUACUCAGCAAAUCUUAAGUUAAUGAUUCCUAUAAUCGGAGAAAACAUGAAGGAUAUGUUGACCAAAUGGUCGUCAAAAAUAUCAAACGAUGACAAGGUGGAAAUUGAAGUUUCAAAGUGGUUCGUUAGAUUGUUAGAAGACGUGAUUAUACAUGCAUUAUUCGGAAGAAACUAUGAAGAAUAUGGAAAACUCAUCCUCAAGUUACAAGCACAACAAAAGGUUUAUGCCACUAAAGCUUAUGAACAAAUUUCCAUUCCCGGAUAUAGGUUCUUGCCUACUAAGAAAAACAUAAUUGCUUGGAGACUGGAAAGAGAUGUUAGAAAAACAUUUAUGAAGCUAAUUGAGCAUAGGAGAAAAAGAUUGUACUGUCGUGAUGAUCAUGAUAUACAAACAGAAGAUGGUCCAAAGGAUUUAUUGGAAGUAAUGAUCAAAACUAGUUCAACUAAUCCAAAUAUUUGCAGCUUGUCUACUGGCAUUAUCAACAUUGAUGAAAUUAUAGAUGAAUGCAAGACCAUAUUUUUUGCUGCCAAAUAUUCAACGUCAAAUAUGUUGACAUGGACCACCAUUUUAUUGGCCAUGAAUCCUCACUGGCAGGAACUUGCACGUGACGAAGUCUUCAAGGUUUGUGGAGCACGUGAUGCCCCAUCUAAGGACGAUAUUCCAAAGCUAAGCACGCUUGGGAUGAUCCUGAAUGAAUCCCUCCGACUAUAUCCACCUGUUGCGGCAGCAAUUCGACAGGCCAAAAUGGACACAAAAUUGGGAGGCUUGAACUUACCUAAAGGGACUGAGUUGCUUAUACCAAUUAUAGGAAUUCAUCACGAUUCAACAUUAUGGGGAGAAGAUGUUAAUGAAUUUAAUCCAGCAAGAUUUGCUCAUGGUGUAGCUCAAGCAGCAAAAAGCCCCAUGGCGUUCAUGCCCUUCGGCUUAGGCGCUCGCCAUUGCAUUGGGCAAAAUUUAGCUAUCAUUGAAGCUAAAGUGGUGAUGUCUAUGAUUUUGAUGCGCUUCUCCUUUCAACUUGCUCCAACUUACCGACAUGCUCCUGCUAUUCGUUUGUUCUUAUGUCCACAACAUGGAGCUCCAAUUAUCUUCCAGAAAUUGUAGGCUCCUUUUUGUUCUUCUAUCAAAACUAAAACUAGUAAUAUUAACAACUUUGAUUAUUAUAUAUUAAUUUUCAC